Messenger RNA from Neoarius graeffei (lesser salmon catfish), 4620 nucleotides. It is a transcript of the gene tns2b, whose product is annotated as tensin 2b. Gene Ontology annotation, biological process: peptidyl-tyrosine dephosphorylation. Bases 180 to 4487 code for a protein of 1435 amino acids. Lineage: Eukaryota; Metazoa; Chordata; Actinopteri; Siluriformes; Ariidae. The record is from RefSeq and is a predicted model, not a curated record. Gene Ontology annotation, molecular function: protein binding; protein tyrosine phosphatase activity. The transcript has 25 exons.
AGCAGAAAGGAAACACCUCAAGUAGGAGAGAGAGAGAGAGAGAGAGAGAGAGAGAGAGAAUGUGUGUGAGGGGCAGUACACAGUAUUUACAGUGAAGGAACUCAAGGAGGACUAACACAGGAGUUGUGAAAAGAAAGUUGGAAGAAAGUGUAAGAAGAAGAGAAGAGAAGAGCGAGAUCAUGGGCUGUGUCUUUAGCAAACGGAGCAAAAUUGAGGAACGAGUUCUCCAUCUCACUGACGGACCUCAAACACGGGACUCCACAGAGGAUGCAGAGACCCUCAGCUUCACUGAGGUGGAAGAACAGCCUUUCAAAGGGGGAAAGAUUGAGAAGAAACACCACUGUGCUGUAUGUCGACAGAUCUUAGACAGUGAUGGAUCCUGUGAUAGAGAAUGCAAAAGUGCACUUAAUAGUAAGAGUGGAGCGAAGGCAUCUAAAAGUCAAAAUAUCGCUCCUCCCAGCCGUGACAGUGUGGAUCGUGUGAUGGAGAACGUCAUGGAGAGCCAUUAUGAUUUUGACCUGAUCUACAUCACCGAGAGGAUCAUCUCUGUCUUUUUUCUAUCUGACCUGGAUGGACAUCGUUAUCACAGAAACCUGAAGGAAGUGGCGGCGAUGUUGAAAUCGAAACAUCAGGAGAAGUUUCUGGUCAUAAAUCUGUCUGAGAAACGUCAUGACAUCUGCAGAUUAAACCCCAAGGUUCAGGAGUUUGGUUGGCCAGAUCUUCAUGCCCCGCCCCUGGAUAAGAUAUGCACCAUGUGUAAGACUAUGGAAUGCUGGUUGAACUCUGACCCCCACAACGUCGUCGUGCUUCACUGCAAGGGGAACCGAGGCAAGACUGGAGUAAUAAUAGCAGCAUACAUGCACUUCAGCAAGAUAUCAGCCGGGGCAGAUCACGCUCUCACCACCAUCGCCAUGAGGAAGUUUUGUGAGGAUAAAGUCUCCGCCUCCCUACAGCCGUCUCAGAACAGAUAUAUUUAUUAUUUUUCUGGGCUUCUGUCUGGUGCAAUCAAGAUAAAUAGCUCAUCCCUGCUCCUGCACCAGGUUCAUAUUCCAGCUAUAACCAACUACAAGCCCGGUGAAGCUUACACACCAUUCCUGAAGAUCUAUCAGUCUCUGAAACUGGUCUACACCUCAGGAAUAUAUGAAACCAACGGCCACAGGAACCGAAUGUUGUGCAUCAAAAUAGAACCGGCUCUACUGUUGAAGGGGGAUAUUAUGGUGAAGUGUUAUCAUCGGCGCUCAGGUGUGUGUGAACGAGAGUGUGUGUUUAGAGUGCAGUUUCAUACAUGUACAGUUCAUGGAUCACAACUUUGGUUUGGGAAAAAAGAACUGGACCAUGCAUGCACAGAUAAACGCUAUCCAGCCGAUGCUACAGUAGAGCUUGUGUUUUCCACAAGUCCAGAGCAAAAGAGAGGAGAGGAGGUUCAGAAGGACCCUGGGGGGAGUCCAGAUAUCUGCUGCACAGAUCCUGUAGUGCGCUGGGACUCGUAUGAAAAUUUUAAUCUUCACCAUGAGGACAGUAUUGAGGAUAUCUGUCACACUCGUGGCCCACUCGAUGGCAGUUUAUAUGCCCAAGUGAAGAAGCGCCGUGUACCUGGCUCCACUUCCAACAACCCUUCAGUCAUCAACUCUUCCAUUCCCAGUCAGUUACCCUGUCUUAGCUCUGGCUCAGGUCACCGUUCCACUCACUUUGAUCUUGAGGGACCAUCACUUUCUUUAUCUCAUUAUUCUCACCAAAAGGAGGACAAAGAGAGGGAUGGGGAAAGAGAUAAACCAAAUGUGAGACAAAAGGAUCGAGAGACAGCUAUACUAGAUGAUGGAGAUUGCCCUCAUCCCCGGGUGGAGCGGUCUUGCUGUGGUCGACCCUAUUCCCAUCCUCAUUCCUAUUUGGGCACUGAUUUGUCCAAAACACCCCCUCAAAUACUCCAUCCCAAACAUUACACACUGCCUUGUACUCGUACUUCCACUCUGCCUGUCUGUGAGACAUAUGGGUCUCAGCCUGUUUUUCAGUGGGAGAGAGGGCAUUGUCAGCAUCACAUCUGUACUCGUUCCUGUUACCCUUACCCCUCAGCAGAAGCACACACCCAUACCCAUACUCGUUCUUCCCAUGCACACACACUUCCUGUUCAAACUCGAUUAUUCUGUUCAGGGGACGCAUGCCCUCUGUUCCAUUACUCUGCUCUAGCCCACAACCACACCCACAUUCCACCACCUCAUUCUUCCCACCAAUCCCUGCCUUCCAGUCCUUACCGUGAAUUACGCUUCAGCUCGACUUCACCUACUUCCUGUUCCUGCAGGGACUGCUUGCAACUGCGGGAGGAUCUGUCCCACAGAGAUCUGUCUCUCAGGGUGAACCAACUUGAAAGCCUCCCUUGGCACAGAGAGCCAGGGUUUGGAUAUCGACGGGAGGGGGCUGUGCACUGGGCAAGAGAUGGAGAUAUGGAAUCUCAGGGCUCAGACUACUGGCAGCACAGAGCUGUUAUGCCACCCAUAAUGUCAUCCUAUGGAUAUGGACAUAGACAUUGCCAUUCCAUCUCUAAACAAGACCAUCCAGUCUAUGGAGCAGAUUCCCAACCAGAUCCUUCAUCAAGUCCAUUUCCAAGCCCCCACAGCAGUGGAUACCACAGCCCUCAUCUACCCUGGCCCUGCUCCCCACCACAUGUUAGAGACAGUCCUGGCUAUGCUUCUAUGGCUCAGUCUCCUAACUCAUCUCCACUAGCUCACACCCCUUCCUCAAAAAGAACCAGUCUUACCCAACAACACAUUCAGAGCCCCAUGUCUGGAAAAGAGCACAAUAUCCAUUUCAACCACACAGAAGGCUCAGAUGAACAUUCAAAAGUGAACAAUCCCAAUAAUAUUUCUGCAAAAGAAGAUUGUAACAAUGCUCCUUCUCUUCAAGUCCAAAAAAGUGUAGGAUCACCAGCAGAGCCAGAAGGGCAGGCCAGUAAUGAUAUUGCACAUAAGGAUUCUCCUCCUAACAGUGGGUCCUCAACUGAGCUUACCAAAGAGCCUCAGCAGUCUGAGGCAAAAAAUACAGAUGUCACAGAGUCUAUAUCCACCACAGUCCUUAUGAGUGAGCUCAGCCAAUCCUCUGAACCACCAGUUAUAGUUUUGGGAGCAGAGUCUCUUGUGUCUGUUGCUCACAUACAAGGGAAUACCUCAUUGCCUACUGAGAUGGAAAAGAACCCUACUUGCCCAUCAGAAAGAAGCUCCUCAUGUGAACUUCUUUCACUGGGUUCCAGCUCUGAAGGACAAAGCCUGACCCCUCUGACUGACAAGGUUUCUUCCAAAGAGGAUGGAAGUAAUAGUGAUUUGAGAGCUCCCUCUCCAGUGUCUGAUGGAUACAUCACACCCUUAUUCCCUUUAGCAUCACCCAACUAUCCUCUCUUGACUGUGCCUCAUCUUCCAUACACUGGCUACACUGCAAUUACCAUUCCUUCUUACCAUCCUCAACCCCCUCUCCCUGAAAAACAGCGAGUUAGUCCUCGCCAGGGUUCUCCCACAAGUGCAUCCUCAGUCAGAUCAUCCAUAGCAUCUUCCACCUCUUCAAUCCAGGCUCAAAUCAUGUCCUUACCUACUGUAGACACCAGACAAAAAGUAAAUCCAGAGGCAGAAAAUCAGGUCAGUGCUAAGUUUGUGCAGGAUACCUCCAAAUUCUGGUACAAACCUGGAAUCUCCAGAGAUCAAGCAAUUGCAGUUUUGAAGGAUAAGGAGCCUGGAUAUUUUCUAAUAAGGGACAGCAGCUCAUUCCAGGGUGCAUAUGGACUAGCUCUUAAAGUGGCCACACCCCCUGCUCAUGUCAGCAACCAUGGCCACACCUCUCACUCACAGGAGCAGCUGGUUAGACACUUUCUGAUUGAGAGUGGAGCAAAAGGAGUGAAAAUUAAAGGCUGUCAGAAUGAAAUGUACUUUGGCUCUCUGUCUGCCCUGGUAUACCAGCACUCCAUCACACCUGUCUCUCUGCCCUGCAAACUACACAUCCCUGACAAAGAUCUUGUAGGAGAGUUGCAGGAGUUGCAGCAGAGUGGCACCAACACCAGCACGGCUGCAGAACUGCUCAAACAAGGAGCUGCCUGCAAUGUUCUCUAUAUAAACUCUGUGGACACUGAGUCUCUGACUGGCCCACAAGCCAUCUCCAAGGCAGUGAAGUGCACUCUGACUCAGGAACCCUGCCCUUCAGCAACCGUAGUUCACUUCAAAGUGUCUACACAGGGCAUCACCCUUACAGACAAUCAACGCAGACUAUUCUUCAGGAGGCAUUAUCCAAUCCACAGUGUUAUAUACAGCUGUGUGGAUCCAGAGGAUCAAAGGUGGAGUACUGCUGAAAAUUCCUCUCACAGGAUGUUUGGAUUCAUAGCAAGGCGCAGUGGGAGCAGUUUGGGAAACGCGUGUCACCUGUUUGCAGAACUUGAUCCGGAGCAGCCGGCCAUGGCCAUCGUCAACUUCAUCAAUAAAGUCAUGCUGGGACCACAUCAUCUACGCAAGUGAGAGAAGAGAAGAAUAAGAAGAGGUUAUUUUUUAAGUUUUCAUUUUUUAUUUUAAUCCUUAAAUAUAAUAAUACUAUACAUUACUAUAUUGAAAAUUAUUGACUUUAUCAUCAUCCAGCUGUUUAUAAACUGCA